This is a messenger RNA of Staurois parvus, 528 nucleotides long. Lineage: Eukaryota; Metazoa; Chordata; Amphibia; Anura; Ranidae. The record is from the annotation of a GenBank genome assembly.
CCUGUACCCAAUAUUAUAUCAGGAGCCCUCAGUCCACCCCAUAACCACCGAUUCAUGGCUAGCUUGAUGACAGCAGAGACUUGCGCCAAACUGGAGCCAGAAGAAGCUGAUGAGAACAUAGAUGUUACAAGUAAUGAGCCAGAACGCACACCUAAUGAUUUUCAGAUGUCUGCCUUUAUCACAUCCAGUCCAGAAGGGGUGUAUGAGACCUCUGCCCGACUCCUCUUCAUGGCAGUGAAAUGGGCAAAGAACCUGCCAGUCUUCUCCAACCUUCCAUUCAGGGACCAGGUCAUCCUUCUAGAAGAAGCAUGGAGUGAACUAUUUCUUCUCUGUGCCAUCCAGUGGUCUAUGCCACUUGACAGCUGCCCCUUGCUGUCCGUUCCAGACUUAUCUUCCAGUGUUCAUGGAAAAGCUAUCUCCUCCAGUGUGGAUGUACGAAUCCUUCAAGAAACAAUCAGUCGUUUUAAAUCGCUAAGUGUUGACCCAACAGAAUUUGCUUGCUUGAAGGCAGUGCUCCUCUUUAAACCU